Molecule: messenger RNA, 1458 nt
Organism: Blepharisma stoltei
Lineage: Eukaryota; Ciliophora; Heterotrichea; Heterotrichida; Blepharismidae
Source: the annotation of a GenBank genome assembly
AUGUCAAAGGAAGCACCUGUUAAACUAAUUUCAGCGAAAAAGGAAUAUGUAAGAAACAUGACGCCAGGGAAACUUACAAAUUUAAACCAAAUCCAGCCAAGCCAUAAUAAUAGCAAUGAAUGCUUGCCACAUCCAAGCAUUUUGGUUGGGACUAAAAGGAUUUACCCUUUAAACUUCAAAGUCCCUCAGGAUAGAAAGUUAGAAUAUUUCCAUCGCCGUUACAAAUCGUAUGAAGAAGCUCCAGAGUUUAUGCAUGAAUAUAUGAUGAAUCCACUUAAGCCUCAGUUUGAAGCUAAAAGUGCUUUAAACGUCAAUUACUCUUCGAGGCAAUCUAUUUGUAAUAAACUUCAUCAUCAUGAAAGAUCUCAAUCAACUGAACCGAGGAUGAGCUAUGAUAAUAAAAUGGUAUAGCCCAAUCCAAAGUAGAGAUUGGGUGAUAUUUUUGGAAUUAGUUUUAUUUAUGAACUAUUACACCCUCAAAUAAUUUUUUAUUAUUGGGGUUAGUAAAUAUUUAUCCAGCUAUGCCUGAGAAGCCUACCGCAUAGGGAAAGAGGCUGUGACUCUAGAUUUCUAGCAGAGGGAAUGCUAUGCUGCUUAUCACUUCCGAGAAGGAGACUCUUAGGCAGAACAAGAGAAGGCGCUUAGGUUUGAGAUAGGCAACGUACUCCGUGAGGUUUAAUCCUAGGUUUUGGUGUCAUUAUUUAGGAGUAUUUCAAAAUUUGAUAAAAUGGGGGUCACGUGAGAAUGCCUGUGAUAUCUUUAGUUUGGAUUUAAAAGGCAGUAUGGCAAUUUUUUACAGUUUGUGAAACUAAACGGUGGGUUAAACACUAAUUAACUAAGUAAGAGCCCAGGAUGAACCACCCUAUAAGUCUGAAAGUGAAAGAUUUUCAAUAUUCAAACAAAAAUUCUGACAAUUCUUGUUAUCCAAGUAAGAGUUUUUAUAAACCUCAUGUAAUUUAUAUUACACCGAGGUCAAAGAUUACUUUGUACUCUUCUUUUCCAAUUAACUUGAAGCCUGAUCAAGCUAAGCCUCAGAAUCUCUCACAAAUGAGGACUAGAAACAGCAGCAAGUAUUCUUUUCAAGAUCGACCUGGAUCAAUUAUGAUGACUCAACAAAAAGCGGCUCAGCCUGAAAUCUUUCCAAUAACUAAGCCUGCCUUAACAUUUGGAGAAAAGAUUCUAAGAUUUAUAAGUGAAAAUUAUUAUAGCAAAAUCUCUUGCUAAUUCUGUUUAAUUUUAAACAGCUUGCAUUUAAAAAACAUAAAUUUUACAAAUUAAAUAAAUAUCUGCUUUUCAAUUUUUGCGAGUUGGGAUUUUUUUAAAUUUCGAAAAAAUUUUACUAUAAAAUUUUUGAAAAAAAAAUUGAACAAAAUUUUUUUGUUCGCUCACGGAGGAGGGGAGUAAGAUUAAAAAGAGCUUGUGAUCGACCCAGUUGUAAAAGAGCAAUCAUUAAUCUAA